AUGAUGAACCGAAUUCUGUCCUUUCUAUCACUUACACUACAAUUACACUCCAAUUUCAGCACAAACCUAGCUCAGUCCCCCGCAGCAUCCCCGACAGCUCUCCCAGUACCAUCUGCACCGCCCCCAUUUUCGAUUGCAACAUCCCCGGCACCGUCCCCAGUACCGAAUGGUCCGCCCAACAUCACCCAAAUCCUCGAAAAUGCAGGUAACUUUACGACCUUUAUCGGCCUUCUGAAAAGUACCCAUGUGGAUGAUCAGAUCAAUUCCCAGCUCAAGGACUCGAGCAAUGGCCUAACCGUAUUUGCACCGUCCGAUGACGCGUUUUCGAACCUCGACCCCGGCACUAUCAAAUCUCUCAGUGAUCUACAGCAGGCCGAGCUCGUGCGAUUUCAUUUCGUACCUACCUAUCUCUCCACAACACAGUUCCAAAAUGUGACCACCUCUGGCAACCAAGUGAACGUGUCUACGGCUGUUAUGAACUCUAAUGUAUCUACCCCAAUCUAUACGGACAACCAGAUUGCUGUGUAUCAGGUGGACUAUGUGCUUCCUCCUUGGAACAUUUUCGCUUCUCCGGCACCUGCACCGGAACUGGUACCAGCACCAGCACCGCUAAAACUGAGGAAGAAGAAGAAUAUGACACUGACACUGACACCGGCACCGGAACCGGCACCAAUCUCCAGUGACGGUGCAGUUAGUCUCACCAUGCAUGGAAUGGUGACAGUUGGAGUUGCUGUGGUUGCAGCAUCAUUUCUUGUGUGA
This is a messenger RNA of Cornus florida, 759 nucleotides long. RefSeq names its product fasciclin-like arabinogalactan protein 12. The transcript has a single exon. The coding region runs from base 1 to 759 and encodes 252 amino acids. Lineage: Eukaryota; Viridiplantae; Streptophyta; Magnoliopsida; Cornales; Cornaceae. The record is from RefSeq and is a predicted model, not a curated record.